AUGGGGAAUAUGGAUGGCAAAUCUGUUGAAGAAUUGAGUGCCACAGAGUGCCACCAGUGGUACAAGAAAUUUAUGACAGAGUGUCCCUCUGGACAAUUGACUCUACAUGAGUUUAAACAGUUUUUUGGAUUGAAAAAUCUGAGUCCAUCAUCAAACGAAUAUGUUGAACAAAUGUUUGAGACAUUUGAUUUUAAUAAGGAUGGAUACAUUGAUUUUAUGGAGUAUGUGGCAGCUCUAAGCUUGGUUCUGAAAGGGAAAGUGGAACAGAAAUUGAAGUGGUACUUCAAGCUGUAUGAUGUCGAUGGGAAUGGCUGUAUUGACAGAGAUGAGUUGUUAAACAUCAUUAAGGCCAUUCGCACCAUUAACCCAUGUCAAGAAGUCAUGUCAGCUGAGGAAUUCACAGAUAUGGUGUUCAAUAAAAUUGAUGUAAAUGGAGAUGGUGAUUUGUCUCUUGAAGAAUUUAUAGAUGGAGUACAGAAAGAUGAAGUUCUACUUGACAUACUCACCCGUAGUUUAGACCUGAAACAUAUCUUUGAUAAGAUCCAGAAUGAUGGAAAGAACCCAGAAACAACUGGAGAACCCACAAAAAAUGAAUAG
Thamnophis elegans (Western terrestrial garter snake) is the source of this 597-nucleotide messenger RNA. It is a transcript of the gene GUCA1A, whose product is annotated as guanylate cyclase activator 1A. Gene Ontology annotation, cellular component: photoreceptor inner segment; cone photoreceptor outer segment. Gene Ontology annotation, molecular function: calcium ion binding; calcium sensitive guanylate cyclase activator activity. The transcript is spliced from 4 exons. Lineage: Eukaryota; Metazoa; Chordata; Lepidosauria; Squamata; Natricidae. Bases 1 to 597 code for a protein of 198 amino acids. Gene Ontology annotation, biological process: visual perception; positive regulation of guanylate cyclase activity. The record is from RefSeq and is a predicted model, not a curated record.